This is a messenger RNA of Anopheles marshallii, 2028 nucleotides long. RefSeq names its product intraflagellar transport protein 81 homolog. Lineage: Eukaryota; Metazoa; Arthropoda; Insecta; Diptera; Culicidae. Gene Ontology annotation, cellular component: cilium; centrosome; intraciliary transport particle B. The transcript is spliced from 3 exons. Gene Ontology annotation, biological process: intraciliary transport; cilium assembly. The coding region runs from base 1 to 2028 and encodes 675 amino acids. Gene Ontology annotation, molecular function: tubulin binding. The record is from RefSeq and is a predicted model, not a curated record.
AUGACGGAAGGUUUAAAGUUAAUUGUCAUCGAGCUGAACAAGCUGCUCGAGACGGAUUACAAUCUGAUAACGUUCGACUCGCUGUCGCCGGAAUCGUUGCUGCAGCUGUUGACGGAUGUGUUUCACGCGUUCGGUGCCAUCGACCGGUUGGACGUGCGGGAGAACGAUCCGGAGGACACGAAUGCGCACGUGAUGGAGGCAUUGCGGAAGGUACAGUACCGCCCGGCGGAGGACAUCGACGAUCCGGGCGCGUUCCGGCGUGGAAUGGUACGGGGCGAGAAGAAGCUCAUCCAUCCGAUCCUUCGCUGGAUGUUUGAGAACCGCGAGAGGGUUAAGAAGGCCGCAUAUUUGGCCAAAUUUUUGAUUCCGCUGGACCUGCCGCCCGAGGCGAUGUCGAUGCCGGAACUGGGCAGCCUUUGGGCGCAAUAUCUGGAGACGAUGAACGACUUCAAGGAUGCCCACCGGGCGUACGAGCAAUCGGUGCACGAGGGCACGCAGACACGCGAGCUUCGCAACGACAUUAGCGCGAUCGAGACCGAGAUCGAAAAUGUGAAGAAGCGUAUCGAGCGUACGCAGGCCCGGCUGGAUAAGGUGCCGCAGCAGGAGCUGCUGCUGGAGGCGGCCAACAGCUUGCGCAUCGAGAAGGAGCGCCAGAAGGAGCUGCUGCAGCAGAUCGACGAGCAAAAGCAGGGCCUAAACCGUGCGACCAUGGUGCAUGAACGGCUGCAGAAAGAUCUACACAAUGCGAAGAUGUCCGUGCAGGGCGCGACACCACAGAAUCUGAUGGAGAGCAUCAUCGAGGAAACGCAGGUGCUGGAGUUUAUGGUGCAGCAAAAGCUGCCCCAGGAGUUGCACCAGCGCCGGUCCGAGGUGCAAACGCUGCAGGAGGUGAUCGACGAGCCGAACAUAACCCGGGGCGAUCUGCAGGAGCUGCAGCAACGCGUGGACGAGAUGGGCCGAGAAAUUCAGCGGCUGGUUGAGGUGCGUCUCGCUGAGUACAGCACCCAGAAUGACACGCUUGGUCCGUUCCGGCAGCAGGCAGCAAUGGUGGCCCGGAACAAGGAAGCCGCCGCGGAACAGCUCGAUCAGAUGACGAAGGAGCUGCGCGAGGUGGAGCGGCAGCUGCAGGACAGGCAACGUCAGCUGCAGGAAACGGUCGGCGAAGUGAUACUGCGCGGCGAAGAUUUGAAACAGUUCGUCAGUACGCUGCGCGCCAAAAGCAACGUGUACAAGCAGCAGCGCGCGGAACUGGCCGCGGUCAAGGCGGAAGUGCACGAUUUAACGCAAACGCUCGAGAACUUAAAAUCCCAGGAUCCGUCCCUAUCGACGACACUGUCCCAGAUGACGGACGAUGAUGUGGCCUCGCUUGGGCCGAACGCGCCGUUGGACGGUGGCGAUGAUGGGGACGUUGGGGGCCGUCGCACGGAAUCGCCCAUUACCGGUCGAGGCAUGACGGAGCUGGCGCGCCUCGUCGAUGGCCUUCAAAGGGCAGUCGGGGCCGCCCGUGAACGCGUCACGCCACUUUCGCAGCAGCUACGGCCACUGCGGGAACGUGUCAUCGAGCUGAAAGACGAAAUGGACUCCAAAAAGCAGACUUACGAUGCCCUGAUCGCUACGCUGAAUGCUGAAUCAGCCACGAUGCAGUCGAAGAUCGCGGAAGCAGAGCGCGCCAUACGCAAGCUCGAGCAGGAAUGGCAAGAGCUUCAGAUGGAGCACGAACGUUCUCAGCUGCUGCUGGAGAAAGCGAACGAGGAACUGGCCACCAACGGUAACGGGGAGCGAGUGUCACUAAAGGAAACACUGUCGCAACAGAUCCUUGAGCAGGAAACAACGUUAAAACGGCUGACGGAGGAAAGGGUGUCCCUGCACGCCAGCAAGAAUGAUCGCGUACAGCAGUUGGAAAUGUGGACCGAUUUGAGAAAAUUGUUCGAGGUGAAAAUUCGUUGCCUGCACGAACGAAAGCAGCGCGGGCCGGGUGGAACACUUUCCGUCAGCCGUGGUGGAGCUGAAACGUUUACUCUGCAGUGA